AAGCUGGUAAAUAGUUUCAUGUUGUAAAUGCUUUUAUAAAGCUGAAACUACACUGUCUGUCUCUCUAGAUUACUAAAGUGUUUUCUGUUCAGUAUGACUCUUUCAUUGACGUUUCUGCAGUUCAGUUCAGGAAUGAUUCUGCGCUGGUGGGUGUAGAUGUUGACCUUGAGUUUGAAAAUCCGAGCCCAAACCUGUGUCAGGUCACGGCCACUCUUUUUUCCCUUGCUCUUAUCCCCUCCUUCUUCAGCUUUCCUGUAGAUCCCUGGACAAUAAUGGAAAGGACAACAGCAACUACAGCAACAACCAAAACUGCAAUGGAAACAACUGGUAAUAUGACAACUGAUAGAGUAACAACAGAAAGUACAACUGGAAAGAGAGUUUUUUCUACAAGAAAAGCAACAACAGUAGAAAUAGGCCAAUUGAUGACUCAUUUUACAAGUGAAGGAAUGACGAGAGCUAUGAGUGAAAUGACAGUUGCUUCUACAGCAAAAAGUACAACUGCAGCUACAAGUGGAAAGACUGUUCAUUCUACAGGCAACGCAAUGAUAAAUUCAAGUGAAAUGACAACUGCUUUUAUAUCAAAAAGUACAACUGCAGCCACAGCUGUAAUGACUGCUUCGUCUAUAGCUAAAGCAAUCGAAAACUCAAGUGAAGUAACAACUGCUUCUACAGCAAAUAGAACAACUGCAGGGACUGCUGGAAAGACUGCUCAUUCUACAGCUAAAGCAAUGAUAAAUUCAAAUGACAUAUCAACUGCUUCUACAGUGAAAAGUACAACUGCAGCCACAGCUGGAAUGACUGCUCCUUCUACAACUAAAGCAAUCGAAAACUUACAUGAAAUAACAACUGCUUCUGCAGUGAAAAGUGCAACUCCAGCUGGAUUAACUGCUCAUUCUGCAGCUAAAGCAAUAACAAAUUCAAGUGAAAUAACAACUGCUUUUAUAUCAAAAAGUACAACUGCAGCUACAGCGGCAAAUACUGCUCAUUCUACAGCUAAAGCAACGACAAAUUCAAAUGAAAUGACAACUGCUUCUACAGUGAAAAGUACAACUACAGUUACAGCUGUAAUGACUGCUCCGUCUACAGCUAAAGCAACGACAAAUUCAAGUGAAAUGACAACUGCUUCUGUAGUGAAAAGUACAACUGCAGCUACAAGUGGAAACACUGCUCAUUUGACAGGCAAAGCAAUGACAAAUUCAAGUGAAAUUACAAUUGCUUUUACAGUAAAAACUAUAACUGCAGCUACAGCUGUAAUGACUGCUCCAUCUACAGCUAAAGCAAUGACAAAUUCAAGUGAAAUGACAACUGCUUCUAUGGUGAAAAGUACAACUGCAGCUACAAGUGGAAACACUGCUCAUUUGACAGGCAAAGCAAUAACAAAUGCAGGUGAAAUAACAACUGCUUUUAUAUCAAAAAGUACAACUGCAGCUACAGCGGGAAAGACUGCUCAUUCUACAGCUAAAGCAAUGACAAAUUCAAAUGAAAUGACAACUGCUUCUAUAGUGAAAAGUACAACUGCAGCUACAAGUGGAAACACUGCUCAUUUGACAGGCAAAGCAAUAACAAAUUCAAGUGAAAUAACAACUGCUUUUAUAUCAAAAAGUACAACUGCAGCUACAGCUGGAAUGACUGCUCCGUCUACAGCUAAAGGAAUGACAAAUUCAAGUGAAAUGACAACUGCUUCUAUAGUGAAAAGUACAACUGCAGCUACAAGUGGAAACACUGCUCAUUUGACAGGCAAAGCAAUAACAAAUUCAAGUGAAAUAACAACUGCUUUUAUAUCAAAAAGUACAACUGCAGCUACAGCGGGAAAGACUGCUCAUUCUACAGCUAAAGCAAUGACAAAUUCAAAUGAAAUGACAACUGCUUCUAUAGUGAAAAGUACAACUGCAGCUACAGCUGGAAUGACUGCUCCGUCUACAGCUAAAGCAAUGACAAAUUCAAAUGAAAUGACAACUGCUUCUAUAGUGAAAAGUACAACUGCAGCUACAAGUGGAAACACUGCUCAUUUGACAGGCAAAGCAAUAACAAAUUCAAGUGAAAUAACAACUGCUUUUAUAUCAAAAAGUACAACUGCAGCUACAGCUGGAAUGACUGCUCCGUCUACAGCUAAAGGAAUGACAAAUUCAAGUGAAAUGACAACUGCUUCUAUAGUGAGAAGUACAACUGCAGCUACAGCUGGAAUGACUGCUCCGUCUACAGCUAAAGCAAUGACAAAUUCAAGUGAAAUGACAACUGCUUCUAUAGUGAAAAGUACAACUGCAGCUACAAGUGGAAACACUGCUCAUUUGACAGGCAAAGCAAUAACAAAUUCAAGUGAAAUAACAACUGCUUUUAUAUCAAAAAGUACAACUGCAGCUACAGCGGCAAAUACUGCUCAUUCUACAGCUAAAGCAACGACAAAUUCAAAUGAAAUGACAACUGCUUCUACAGUGAAAAGUACAACUACAGUUACAGCUGUAAUGACUGCUCCGUCUACAGCUAAAGCAACGACAAAUUCAAGUGAAAUGACAACUGCUUCUGUAGUGAAAAGUACAACUGCAGCUACAAGUGGAAACACUGCUCAUUUGACAGGCAAAGCAAUGACAAAUUCAAGUGAAAUAACAACUGCUUUUAUAUCAAAAAGUACAACUGCAGCUACAGCUGGAAUGACUGCUCAUUCUACAGCUAAAGCAAUGACAAAUUCAAAUGAAAUGACAACUGCUUCUAUAGUGAAAAGUACAACUGCAGCUACAGCUGGAAUGACUGCUCCGUCUACAGCUAAAGCAAUGACAAAUUCAAGUGAAAUGACAACUACUUCUAUAGUGAAAAGUACAACUGCAGCUACAAGUGGAAACACUGCUCAUUUGACAGGCAAAGCAAUAACAAAUUCAAGUGAAAUAACAACUGCUUUUAUAUCAAAAAGUACAACUGCAGCUACAGCUGGAAUGACUGCUCCGUCUACAGCUAAAGGAAUGACAAAUUCAAGUGAAAUGACAACUGCUUCUAUAGUGAAAAGUACAACUGCAGCUACAAGUGGAAACACUGCUCAUUUGACAGGCAAAGCAAUAACAAAUUCAAGUGAAAUAACAACUGCUUUUAUAUCAAAAAGUACAACUGCAGCUACAGCGGGAAAGAUUGCUCAUUCUACAGCUAAAGCAAUGACAAAUUCAAAUGAAAUGACAACUGCUUCUAUAGUGAAAAGUACAACUGCAGCUACAGCUGUGAUGACUGCUCCGUCUACAGCUAAAGCAAUGACAAAUUCAAGUGAAAUGACAACUGCUUCUACAGUGAAAAGUACAACUGCAGCUACAAGUGGAAACACUGCUCAUUUGACAGGCAAAGCAAUAACAAAUUCAAGUGAAAUAACAACUGCUUUUAUAUCAAAAAGUACAACUGCAGCUACAGCGGGAAAGACUGCUCAUUCUACAGCUAAAGCAAUGACAAAUUCAAGUGAAAUUACAACUGCUUCUACAAUGAAAAGUAUAACUGCAGCUACAGCUAGAAUGACUGCUCUGUCUACAGCUAAGGUAAUCAAAAAUUCAAGUGAAAUAACAACUGCUUCUGCAGUGAAAAGUACAACUGCAGCUACAGCUGGAACAAUUGCUCCGUCUACAGCUAAGAUAAUCAAAAAUUCAAAUGAAAUAACUACUGCUUUUAUAGCAAAAAGUACAACUGCAGCCACACCUGGAAAGACUGCUCAUUCUACAGAUAAAACAAUGACAAAUUCAAGUGAAAUGAGACCUGCUUCUACAGUGAAAAGAACAACUGCAGCUAUACCUGGAUUGACUGCUUAUUCUACAGCUAAAGAAAUAACAAAUUCAAGGGAAAUAGCAACUGCUUCUACAGUGAAAAGUGCAACUGCAGCUGGAUUAACUGCUUCUAUAGCAAAGACAAAAGCUACUGCUACCAAGAAUACUCUUUCUACAACCAUUGCAAAAAUGGUGGCUACACCUGAAAUGAAAACUACUUCCACAGAAAUUGCAGCUACACCUGUGAAGACUACUCGAACAACUAAUGCUGCAGUUCAUCCAGAAAAAAUUUUAGUUGUGUUUGCUAUUAUGACGACAUUUACACCAGAGCUUAAUGAUAAGAACUCAAUGGGUUACAAAGCAUUAGAGACUACAGUGGUUACCGAGCUUAGCAAAAUUUAUCAGAAGCAAUAUGGUGAUAUUUUCAUUGGGGUGAUUAUAUUACAAUUCAGGGCCGGAUCUGUCAUCGUGGACUCUGAGGUGAAGCUGAACACCUCUGCAUCAAUAUCUCCGUCAAGUGGAUUUCCCACUCCAAAGGACUUGAAGGACGUACUGGUGGAAGCCGUCACAAACAAUACCAUCUCUAGCUUUAAUAUUAGUGUUGAAAGUAUAUCCGCCCAAGUUGUAAUACAAACUACACUGCAGCCCAGUACAGGAAGAACUACUACAAUGUCUCUUUCCACUAAAAAAUCCAACAUUGCCACUAGUGGACGGCGUAAUGAUUCCACUGUCACAACUUCUUCUACCAGCACAGCUAGUCUUCCAACCACAACCUCACUCACCACUACUGUCAGAUUGCGGUUUUCCUUGUCACAGACUUUUGUUCAGGAAUUAAAGAACAACAGUUCACUGCCAAAUUCAAUGACAAAUUCAAGUGAAAUGACAACUGCUUCUACAGCAAAAAGUACAACUGCAGUUACAAUUCGAAAUACUUCUCAUUCUACAGCUAAAGCAAUGACAAAUUCAAGUGAAAUUACAGUUGCUUUUACAGUAAAAACUACAACUGCAGCCACAGGUGGAAUGACUGCUCUGUCUACAGCUAAAGCAAUGACAAAUUCAAGUGAAAUAGCAACUGCUUCUACAGUGAAAAGUGCAACUGCAGCUGGAUUAACUGCUUCUAUAGCAAAGGCAAAAGCUACUGCUACGAAGAAUACUCUUUCUACAACCACUGCAAAAAUGGUGGCUACACCUGAAAUGAAAACUACUUCCACAGAAAUUGCAGCUACACCUGUGAAGACUACUCCAACAACUAAUGCUGCAGUUCAUCCAGAAAAAUUUUUACUUGUGUUUGCUAUAAUGACGACAUUUACACCAGAGCUUAAUGAUAAGAACUCAAUGGGUUACAAAGCAUUAGAGACUACAGUGGUUACCGAGCUUAGCAAAAUUUAUCAGAAGCAAUAUGGUGAUAUUUUCAUUGGGGUGAUUAUAUUACAAUUCAGGGCCGGAUCUGUCAUCGUGGACUCUGAGGUGAAGCUGAACACCUCUGCAUCAAUAUCUCCGUCAAGUGGAUUUCCCACUCCAAAGGACUUGAAGGACGUCCUGGUGGAAGCCGUCACAAAGAAUACCAUCUCUAGCUUUAAUAUUAGUGUUGAAAGUAUAUCCGCCCAAGUUUUAAUACAAACUACACUGCAGCCCAGUACAGGAAGAACUACUACAGUGUCUCUUUCCACUAAAAAAUCCAACAUUGCCACUAGUGGACGGCGUAAUGAUUCCACUGUCACAACUUCUUCUACCAGCACUGCUAGUUUUCCAACCACAGCCUCACUCACCACUACUGUCAGAUUGCGGUUUUCCUUGUCACAGACUUUUGUUCAGGAAUUAAAGAACAACAGUUCACCUCAAUUCCAAGAAUUAGCAGCAAAGGUGACCUUGGUGCUCAGUAACGUGUACACGGAGAAAUUUGGUAGUAAAUAUAGAGGCAGUAAAGUGAUUCAAUUCAGUCAGGGAUCAGUGGUGACAGAUGUAAAUCUAACAUUCAGCACCUCAGCUGCUCCGAGCUCAUCCGAAAUAAUAAAUGCCCUAAAACAGGCAAUCAGCAGCAUCAGCAUUCUCACCAUACAGCCUGACUCCAUCCAAGUGAUUGAAUUGGCAGCCACUCCAGGUACAGCAGGAGGAAACAGGCCUCAUGGAUCCUUGUUGCUGGCAAUUGGCAUUUUCCUCCUUGCCAGAAAUCUCUAGAUAUACCUGGUGUGUCCACCAUGGUACACCAAGAGCAAAGAAAUUAUCAUAAUUCCUUCGUGUAUUAAUGACUAUGUAUGUUAAUUUCUAUAUUUAUUCUGCUCUGUUACCUCUUAAUACUGCACUUUAAUUAAUCACUGAUAUAAUUGUUAGCCUUUCUGGGCUAUUAUUAGUUUUUCUAUACAGAAUUUAUGGAGUUAUAAUUUUUUUACAUGAUUUUUUGGUUGUAAUCUUUAACACUAUGGCACUUAAAUUUGCCUUUACAUCAAAAGAAUAGUAUCUGUCACUUUGUGUAGCAAAAUUAAUUGUUUACAUCAAACAAUAAAAAGUAUGUCUUAUAAAUAGCAUAAA
Messenger RNA from Brienomyrus brachyistius, 6260 nucleotides. RefSeq names its product serine-rich adhesin for platelets-like. The coding region runs from base 273 to 5909 and encodes 1878 amino acids. The record is from RefSeq and is a predicted model, not a curated record. Lineage: Eukaryota; Metazoa; Chordata; Actinopteri; Osteoglossiformes; Mormyridae. The transcript is spliced from 12 exons.